GAGGCGACUGGAAUGGACCUCCAGACCUCGGAAGUCUGUCCUGGCCUGGGCACUAAGGUGUCUGUCCCACAGAGCCCACAAGGGGAUGAGGAAGGCAGCAGGUCAGGAAGAAAUGCCAGUGAGCUUGAGCAGACACAGGACCUGGAAACUUCCAGUCUCCCACCUUUACAUCCCAUGACGCCAUGGGGCUCUCAGGAGGGGCUGUCUCCAUGCCACCUGCUGACAGUGAGGGUCAUCCGGAUGAAAAACGUCCGGCAGGCUGAUAUAGUGAGCCAGACAGACUGCUUUGUGAGCCUCUGGCUACCCACUGCUUCUCAGAAGAAGCUGAGGACUAGGACCAUCUCCAACUGCCCAAACCCAGAGUGGAAUGAAAGCUUCAACUUCCAGAUCCAGAGCCAAGUGAAGAAUGUGCUAGAGCUGAGUGUCUGUGAUGAAGACACAUUGACACCAGAUGACCAUCUCUUAACAGUUCUCUACGACCUCACCAAGCUCUGCUUCCGAAAGAAAACCCAUGUGAAGUUUCCACUCAACCCAGAGGGCAUGGAAGAACUGGAGGUGGAGUUCCUGCUGGAGGAGAGCCCUUCUCCACCUGAGACCCUCAUCACCAAUGGCGUGCUGGUGUCUCGACAAGCCUCCUGCCUCGAGGUUCAUGCAAGAUCCAGGAGGCAGAGGAAGAGUGAGAAAACGAAGGAUCUCCUGGUGACAGUGAGCGAGUCCUUUGAGCAUACCCAGCGCAUCUGGCCCUGCCAGGGGCACUGCUGCCCAAACCCUGCCUGCUUCCACUACCCCAAGUACUUUCAGUCCCAGCUGCACGUGGAGGUGCCCAAGAGUCACUGGAGCUGCAGGCUUUGCUGCUGUGGCACUCACCAGAACGGCCCCAUCUGCCAACCCCUCGAUGGCCUUUCUGAUGAUGAGGCGGUGACCCUGCCUGUGGGCGAGAGUUAUGAAUUACACUUGAAGUCUACACCCUGUUCUGAGACGCUGGACGUGCGGCUAGGCUUCAGCCUGUGCCCGGCAGAGCUGGAGUUCCUGCAGAAGCGGAAGGUAGUGGUGGCCGAGGCACUGAAGCAGGUGCUGCAGCUGGAGGAAGACCUGCAGGAGGAUGAGGUGCCACUGAUAGCCAUCAUGGCCACCGGGGGCGGAACAAGAUCCAUGACCUCCAUGUAUGGCCACCUGCUGGGGCUGCAGAAGCUAAACCUCCUGGACUGUGCCUGCUACAUCACUGGCCUGUCAGGGGCCACCUGGUAA
Messenger RNA from Carlito syrichta (Philippine tarsier), 1248 nucleotides. It is a transcript of the gene PLA2G4E, whose product is annotated as phospholipase A2 group IVE. NCBI's taxonomy places the organism in Eukaryota, Metazoa, Chordata, Mammalia, Primates, Tarsiidae. Gene Ontology annotation, molecular function: calcium ion binding; calcium-dependent phospholipid binding. Bases 13 to 1248 code for a protein of 411 amino acids. Gene Ontology annotation, biological process: glycerophospholipid catabolic process. The transcript has 12 exons. The record is from RefSeq and is a predicted model, not a curated record. Gene Ontology annotation, cellular component: cytosol.